AUGGCGACCGAAACUGAACUAUCAAAGCAGUGUGUCCCCAUCAACAAGAUACCAAAACACUCUGUUGAUUGGGUGAUGCGAGUAUUAGUUAUUCGCAAGGGUUCUGUAAUUUCGUACAGCAAUACUCGCCAUGAAGGGACUUUCCAAACUGUAAUAUUAGUGGACGAUGAGGGGACAAAGUUGCAAGCAACGCUAUUUAACAAGCAUAUCGACACAUGGAAAGACUUCUUGAAGACAAAUAAGACGUACUACAUUGCUAACGGGUUGUUGGAUCGGGUUAAUCCCAACUACACUUCCGUGCACAAAGAGAUUGAACUGACCAUUACAGAUAACACAAUCAUAAGGGAGAGCGACCAUGUUGUUUCAACACACAACUUCUCUAAUGGUUUUGUAUCUUUGGAACAGGCAGAGAAAUUGCCUAAUGGUGCCAUAUUUGGUAACUCUUCAUACGACUUGUUAAUAAUUUUUGUCAAUUACAUCAUACAGAUCACUAAUUUAUAUAUCCGCUAUUCAGACUUGCUUUGCGUGUUAGUUACGGUGAAUCCCAUCAUUGAAAAAGGCGAUAGCAAAAGAUGCGAAAUUGUUGUUACAAAUGAACUCAUGGACUGUACGACUGUUACUCUGUGGGGAGAUUUUGCACUAAACGACGGCGCCUUUCUUGAAAAGCUUAAAGAUGACCAACCUAUUCUAGGCUUAUGUGACGUGCGAGUCUCAAUCUAUAAAGGGAUUUUUGGGAUAUCAACUCUUCCCGUGAGCAGUGUGUUGAUCAAUCCAAUCUUUCAAAAAGCACUAGAUCUUCGCGCAUGGCGUGAAGUCAUAAAGGCCGAAAAGAAAGCUAUCACAACCACACCAAGUAAGGUAAUGAGAAAAGCCACAGAAGUGACAUUACCCAAUAUUAUGGAUGGCACGCUUGCUGAUACACAGAAGGAAGAAUGUAUGUACUACCACAGAUUGGUGUUGAUUAAAGACAAGGAAUUCAACUUCCUUGUCCGCAUCGAUAUGAAUAAUUCAAACCCGCGAAGGAGUCUAAUUGCUCAGGAAAUACAUGCCAUUGAAGAUGAAGCGGUAAUUAUAAUGUCAGAUGAAUCAAAAUCACUAACACCACCCACAAACAGGGGCAAGAAAUCCACUGCGUUAGAAAGACAUGGUCUUGAAGAUAAAUCACCAAUCAUAGUGGAAGAACCACAAAAUGUGAAGCCGCGAAGGAAGAGGUCUAAGAAAUCCAAUGCGCUACAUGUCCUUGAAGAUGAAGCACCAAACAUAGUGGCGGAAGUACAAUCCGUAAGGCUGCGAACAAAGAGGGGCAAGAAAUCCAAUAUGCAACAAAUACAUGUUGUUGGAGAAGAAUCACCAAACAUAGUGGAAGAAGUCACUCAUUACUCAAAGAGAGGAUUAUCAAACAUGGACUGCCAAUCUAAUCAACGGGUCAAAACAAUAGGACACAAACGUAAAAUACUGACAGAUGUAGAAAGGGCAUUGCGAAGGGUGCAAAAAUAUACUGCCUCUACAAAGCCAUCAGAAGUUGGAUAUAUAGAACCAAAGCUGAAGAAGCGGAAAAAAAGUUGGCUACUUCAAGCUUUAUCAGAGGAGAACUAUAAUGAAGGCGAAACAAAUGUGAACUUAUCAACAACAUCAACUCAUAAGCUGCAAAAACAAUUGGAUUGCAUCUAUUGUCAUGCCAUGAGGCUUGAAUAUGAGCCACCAACAUUUUGUUGCGCAAGUGGAUAUAUUCAGUUGGCCCCCGACGAAGUUGGAGAGGACUUAUACAAAUUAUUUACAGAUGAGUCCAAAGAAGCCAUCAUAUUUCGGAAACAUAUUCGAGCGUAUAAUAGCAUCUUUGCUUUUACAUCAUUUGGAGUACAACUCAACAAAGAACUGGCAUCUUCAAGGAAAGGCAUUUACAGCUUUAAGGCGCAAGGACAAAUCUAUCACGACCUACCAUCAUUGAUCCCGAAGGAUGACAGGCCACGUUACUUCCAGCUAUACUUCUAUGAUACAGAUCAUGAAGUCGCCAACAGAAUGUCAAUACUACAAGAUGCUAAUUUAUCCGAGGAAGUCAUGAAAAAAAUCAGGAAAAUAAUGGAGCAAAAUCCAUAUGCAAAAUUUUUUACACAACUAAAGCAUCAUUCAAAUUUUCAGAACUUAGAAAUACGCAUAGCUGCAAAUGCUUCUUUAGAUCAACGGGUGUAUAACAAACCUUCAGUAGAUCAAGUUGCGGCAAUUUGGGUAGACGGAAACAAUCCAAAUAUCUCAUUUGAAAGAGAUAUUGUAGUACACGAACAUUCCGGGAACAAACAUCGAGUAAAACAUUAUUAUGGUUGUUAUGAUCCUCUACAGUAUCCAUUGAUUCUACCAAAUGGUGAAGGAGGUUGGCAUCAAGGAAUAGUGAAAUCUCACAAUCCAAAUAUCACCAUUCCUACAUAUACAACAACAGCUGCCAACAUAUGCCCUCGAUCAUAUGCCAGUGCAACAGAGGUUUUGAACAAUGAAGAACAAGUGGACAUGUACAUAAAAUUAGAAACCACGCGACUUGAAUAUUAUAGAUUCGAACAAUCAAAUUACAGAAGAGAGAUAUUACAAGGUAUCGUUGAUAGUGUUACGGCAGGCGAAUGCAGAGGAGAGAAGGUCGGGCAAAGGGUCUUACUACCAGGGUCAUUCAUUGGAGGCCCGAGGGAUAUGCGACGACGCUAUAUGGAUGCUAUGGCACUGGUACAAGAGUAUGGAAGACCAGAUCUAUUUAUCACCAUGACGUGUAACCCUGAAUGGACAGAGAUUCAAGAACAACUAUGUGCGGGGCAAGUCGCUCAAGAUCGUCCAGAUUUGGUGACUAGAGUGUUUAGGGCAAAAUUGCAGGACCUGAAAGACCAAAUAUUUAAAAAGGAAAUUUUUGGCCCGACAGCAGCACAUGUUUUUGUAGUUGAAUUUCAGAAGAGAGGCCUACCACAUAUACACCUACUACUAAUUUUAAAACAAGGUCAUAAAAUAACAUCAGCAGAUCAGUAUGAUCGAUAUAUUUCGGCAGAGUUGCCUGCUAAGGAUAAGCAGCCAGAAUUACAUGAAUUGGUUAUUAAGCAUAUGAUUCAUGGUCCUUGUGGUAUAAAACGACAAUCAAGUCCAUGUAUGAAGGACGGACAAUGUAAGUUUCACUACCUCCGAGCAUUCAACAACAAAACAAUACAAAGGAGAGAUGGAUAUCCUAUUUACCGAAGAAAAAAUGAUGGGAGGACAAGCGAGGUUCGAGGAAUGAAGAUGAAUAAUCAGUGGGUUGUCCCUUAUAAUCCAUAUUUAUUGAAGAGAUAUAAUUGCCACAUUAAUGUAGAGGUUUGCUCAGGUGUUAAAGCAAUAAAGUACCUGUACAAGUAUAUAUAUAAAGGACAUGAUAAGUGUGCAGUUUACAUUGAGUCAGACGAGGGUGAAAAAUUCAUAGAUGAAAUUCGAAGCUUUCAAGAUGCACGUUGGGUGUCACCACCUGAAGCGAUGUGGAGGAUUUACGAGUUUACUCUAAGAGAAAUGCAACCAGCUGUUAUAAACCUACAACUACAUCUACCCGUCUACUAUUGGAAGAAGCAAAAUCUUCAAAAUAUUGCAGGCUCCCAGUUUGUACAACAAACUAUGUUUACUGAGUAUUUCAGGAUGUGCUUGAAUGACACUGACGCUCGCAAUUAUCUAUAUAGAGAAUUCCCCAAGCAUUAUGUUUGGAAUUCCCAAUCUAAAGUUUGGACUAAAAGAAAAUCGCGCUCCGUGAUCGGCAAAAUAAAUGUUGGUAAGUAUUACACUUUGAUAUGUGGCAUUUAUGAGUUAAACAAUAAACUAACUAGGAUGAUCGAAAUCACAGCUAAUCCUAGAGAAGGAGAAAGGUAUUACGAGAGAUUAUUAUUAAAUCAUGUUCGAGGUCCGACAUCAUUUGAAGACUUACUCACUGUUAAUGGAAUACAUUGUCAUACUUUCAAAGAAGCUGCCAAGGAAAGAGGUUUAUUAGAAUCAGAUGAUAGCAUUUCAGAAUGCUUACGCGAGGCUGUAAUCUUUAAGAUGCCUGUAGCUCUUCGAAUGUUGUUUGCGACAAUUUUAGUUCAUUGCAACCCAACAGAUGUAAGAAGACUAUGGGACACAUAUUAUAACGAUAUGUCAGACGACUUUCAGAGGACCCAUGCCAAAUCAGCCGAGGCCAAACUCCAAAGUACGUUGAAAAGUGUAAAUUCAUACUUGGAGAGUAUGGGUCAAAGUGUUGCAAAAUUUGAUAUGCCACAAAUCCAACAAGAAUUACAUCAAGGUGACACAUAUGAAUGCCGAGAAAUAGUCGAAGAAAGGUCUGUGAAGGUGCCAACUGAAGAUAUGGAGGCACAAUCAAAGUUGAAUGAACAACAAACGCAAGCAUUCAAGACUAUCUUGCAAAGGACCGACUCUGGAACACCAGGAUUAUUCUUUGUAGAUGGACCCGGUGGAACUGGAAAAACAUAUCUAUAUCGGGCAUUGCUGGCACAUAUAAGAUCAAGAGGUAUGAUAGCAUUGGCAUCCGCCAGCAGCGGGGUAGCAGCAGCAAUCUUACCGGGAGGUCGUACAGCUCACUCGAGAUUUGGAAUACCUCUACAAGCUAAUGAAACAACAAUGACAAAUAUGUCAAAACAAAGUGGCGGGGCUAAACUUAUUAAACAAGCCAAACUAAUAAUAUGGGACGAAGCACCAAUGGCUAAGAGACACGCAAUUGAAACAGUCGACAGAAGCUUUCGUGAUAUAAUGGAAAAAAAUGUACCUUUUGGGGGAAAAGUAAUGGUAUUUGGAGGUGACUUUCGACAAGUGCUACCGGUGGUUCCAAAAUCAACACGAGCAGAGACAGUGGAUGCAAGUUUGGUAAGGUCAUAUUUGUGGCCUUUGAUGGAAAAAAUUCAUUUAACAUCCAACAUGAGGGCAAGAACAGAUCCAAAUUUUAGCAACUUCUUGAUUCGUGUUGGAAACGGCGAAGAGAACACAAUACGGGAUAAUUUAAUACUACUACCACAACAAAUAGUGGUCCACCCAACUGGUCAGGGUAAGGCAGAAGAAUGCUUGGUAACAGAAAUUUUUAAAGGGCUACAACAAAAUUACAGAUCGGCAAAGUUUAUUACUGAAAGGGCAAUCUUAGCAAGUCGAAAUGAAUUCGUAGAUAAUAUAAAUGAAAUGAUGAUUACUCGAUUCCCAGGAGAAACCAGAACAUAUAUCAGUUUCGACUCGGCAGAAGAUGAUACCAAUAAUUACUAUCAAGAAGAAUACCUAAAUACAUUAACUCCAAAUGGUCUGCCGCCACAUAGGUUGGUUUUGAAAGAGAAUGCGCCUAUCAUGAUGCUGCGCAAUUUAGACCCAUCAAAUGGUUUAUGCAAUGGGACACGAUUGAUUUGUAGAGGUUUUGACAACAAUGUCGUGCAUGCAGAAAUAACUACAGGAGAAUUUGCAACAAAACAUGUGUUUAUACCAAGAAUCCAAUUAUCGCCGCCUGAGAAUGAAGGAUAUCCUUUUAAAUUUAUUCGGAAGCAAUUUCCAAUACGUCUAUGUUUUGCCAUGACAAUAAAUAAGGCUCAAGGUCAAACGAUACCUAAUGUGGGAUUAUAUCUUCCCCAACAUGUUUUCUCCCAUGGGCAACUAUAUGUAGCUUUAUCAAGAGGAAUCUCAAUGGCAACAACAAAGGUAUUGGUUAUGACUGAACAACCAGAUACGGGGACAGGGACAUAUGCAAGAAAUAUCGUAUACAAGGAAGUAUUAGGUUAG
This is a messenger RNA of Solanum verrucosum, 5739 nucleotides long. RefSeq lists its product as uncharacterized. The coding region runs from base 1 to 5739 and encodes 1912 amino acids. Gene Ontology annotation, molecular function: DNA helicase activity. The transcript is spliced from 12 exons. The record is from RefSeq and is a predicted model, not a curated record. Lineage: Eukaryota; Viridiplantae; Streptophyta; Magnoliopsida; Solanales; Solanaceae. Gene Ontology annotation, biological process: DNA repair; telomere maintenance.